AUGAGCUUCACCAGUGGAUAUCCUCCACCGCCAUUCUAUUAUAAAGAAUAUGUUGGACCAGUAGACGCACCUGACCUUGGCGGUAGGCCUCCCCCUAAAAUUCCAAACGACUCCUUAACAAUAUUUGGCAAUAAGCAGGAGGAUAAACCUCUAAAACCCCUGGAUUCUGAUACAAUCCUAUACAACACUCACCCUAGCACUAAUUUGAAGGAAGAAUUCUUGAGACUAUAUCGCAUAUUUAUUCAGGAACUAUUUAUAUUAAUCAAUUCCAUUGAACAUGUUGAAAACAGAUCGAAUACACAUUUCAGGAAAAUAUUGAAAAUAUAUACAAAUCUGCUGCACAUAUUGAGUAGUCUAAAAAAACGUCAAGCCUAUCUUGAUGUUAUUGAACUAUUGGAAUUGCAAUUACAGCGCAGAUUAGAAUGCAUUGAUUCUAUUAAGAGAAUGUUAGCCUGGUCUAAAAAAGAGAUUGAAAAGUCGAACGUUCUAAACAUAAAUUGA
Molecule: messenger RNA, 501 nt
Organism: Babesia microti strain RI
Lineage: Eukaryota; Apicomplexa; Aconoidasida; Piroplasmida; Babesiidae
Product: mediator of RNA polymerase II transcription subunit 7, putative (MED7)
Exons: 5
Coding region: 1-501 (166 amino acids)
Biological process (GO): regulation of transcription by RNA polymerase II
Cellular component (GO): mediator complex; core mediator complex
Molecular function (GO): transcription coregulator activity
Source: RefSeq, a predicted model, not a curated record